Molecule: messenger RNA, 1517 nt
Organism: Bombus huntii
Lineage: Eukaryota; Metazoa; Arthropoda; Insecta; Hymenoptera; Apidae
Product: glucose dehydrogenase [FAD, quinone]-like
Exons: 1
Coding region: 1-1479 (492 amino acids)
Molecular function (GO): flavin adenine dinucleotide binding; oxidoreductase activity, acting on CH-OH group of donors
Source: RefSeq, a predicted model, not a curated record
AUGGAAGGCGGUCAGUGCCGCUGGCCACGUGGCAAAGUACUCGGGGGCAGCAGUGGCAUAAAUUACAUGCUUUACGUCCGUGGUGCCAAAAAAGACUACGACAUCUGGGAACAGCAAGGCAAUCCAGGAUGGUCGUAUCAGGAUGUGCUGCCUUAUUUCCUAAAAUCUGAAGACAAUCGAAAUCACAGCUACGCCAAAACACCGUAUCAUUCAACCGGCGGGUACUUAACCGUCGAAGAACCACGAUGGCACACUCCUCUGGCCGCUGCGUUCAUUCAAGCCGGCAAAGAAAUGGGUUACGAGAAUCGAGAUAUUAACGGAGAACGGCAUACUGGCUUUAUGAUUCCUCAAGGCACCAUCAAAGAUGGUAGCCGGUGCUCCACGGCGAAAGCCUUCUUGCGGCCAGCCAGGAUACGCAAAAAUUUACACGUCGCUAUGAAAGCACAUGUUACCAAAAUUUUAAUAGAUCCGUCAACGAAAAGAGCUUACGGCGUAGAGUUCGUUAGAGACGGGGAAACGUUGCGCGUACAUGCCAACAAAGAAGUGAUCGUUUCCGGAGGAGCUGUCAAUAGCCCCCAGCUGUUGAUGUUGUCAGGAAUAGGACCUAAAGAACACUUAUCGGAACACGGUAUACCAGUGAUUCAGGACUUAGGAGUGGGCCACAAUCUUCAAGACCAUAUAAGUGCGGGGGGCAUUAUAUUCUUAGUGAAUGAAGAAGUUUCAAUCGUACAGAGCAGACUGAUUAAUAUUAGCUAUGCCCUAGAGUACGCUAUAUCCGGAGACGGUCCUUUGACAACCUUAGGAUUUAAUGAAGUACUAGGUUUUAUUAAUACUAAAUAUGCGAAUGCCUCCGACGAUUUUCCAGACAUACAAAUGCAUAUUUGGUCAACGGGGGACUACUCCGAGAGCACUAGAAAGAUUUUUGGAUUGACGAGAGAAUUCUAUGAUGUCGUAUAUAGAGAUGUUCACAAUAAGGACGGGUGGAGUGUGUAUCCUACCCUUUUAAGACCUAAAAGUAGAGGAAUUAUCAAGCUUCGGAGCAACAAUCCUUUCGAUCACCCAUUGAUUUAUCCAAAUUAUUUCAAGGAGCCAGAAGACAUGGCCACAUUGAUCGAAGGAGUUAAAUUUGUACUCGAGAUGAGUAAAACUGUUUCGCUUAGACGUUACGGAAGCAAACUGAAUCCGAAUCCAUUUCCUGACUGCAAGCAUAUCCCAUUGUAUAGCGACCCGUACUGGGAGUGCAUGAUCAGAUCUUUCCCUUUAACUAUAUCACACCCCGUGGGUACUUGUAAGAUGGGGCCAAAGUCGGACCCAAAAGCGGUGGUUCAUCCUUGGCUUCGAGUUUAUGGAAUUACUGGACUUCGAGUUAUAGACAGUUCGAUUAUGCCAAAUUUGAUCAGUGGCAAUACCAAUGCGCCGACUAUCAUGAUCGCAGAGAAGGGUUCCGAUAUGGUCAAAGAGGAUUGGUUGAAGAAAUAGGGUUUGGAUUGAUUGUUACUUUUGUAAAUUUAUUUUAA